AAGACGCCGGCUCUAUUCCCGACGGUACAGCGUCACUCCCAUGGCAGAGUCCAGGGCCGGUGCAGGACGAUUGCCAUUGCUGCUGGCUCCCGUUUCCAACAGUCUCUGCGCCUCUGGUGGACGGAUCCGCCACCGCGCUUUCAGUUGGUAGCGUGUGCGCAUUCAAGUGCUCUUCGUGACGGAAGGAUGGGGGUGAGUGACUAGGAUCGGUGCGUGUGAUCGAGGGCAAAUUCGAACAACAUUGAGCUCUUGCGCGGCUCUGAUGGGAGGAUGAUGGACAGGGAGAGUCUGUGUGAGAGAGUGAGGGAGUGGGGUUGUUGUUAUUGAACGCUAACCAGAGAGAGUUUGGUUCGCCAUCAGUUUUCGUACUCUGCUGCGUUGAAACGCCUCGAUUAGUGUGAGGCGACAAUGGCUUCUGGUGAAGGUGCAGAGACCGGGAGUACGCAUAAGCCCCGACGUACUUCGCGGGCGUCUGCAGUUGGAGGGGUUACAGAAUCAUUCGACAGUGAGGUGGUACCGUCUUCGUUGGCGGCCAUCGCUCCAAUCUUGCGAGUUGCCAAUGAGAUCGAGUCUUCCACUCCCAGGGUUGCAUAUCUAUGUCGUUACCACGCUUUUGAAAAAGCACACCGAAUUGAUCCGAAAUCAAGUGGUCGUGGGGUUCGACAAUUUAAAACGGCUCUGCUACAGAGGCUUGAGAGGGAUAAUGAGCCAACUCUUGCCCUAAGGCAUCGACGGAGUGAUGCUAGAGAAAUUCAAAGCUACUAUCAACAGUAUUACAAUGAUUAUGUGAAGGCUCUUGAUGGAGCUGAGCACUCAGAUAGGGCGCAGUUAGCAAAAGCGUAUCAAACCGCAUCCGUGCUUUUUGAGGUUUUGAAGGCUGUGAAUCGAGAUAAGACUGAAGAACCACCACCUGAGAUCAUUGCUGCCGCUGCAGAUGUUGAGCAGAAAAAGGAGAUUUAUGUCUCCUACAAUGUUCUUCCUCUUGAUGCUGCUGGUGCCUCCCAGGCUAUUAUGCAACUUGACGAGGUAAGGGCUGCAGUUGAAUCGCUACGAAAUGUGCGUGGAUUGCCGUGGCAAACUGAGAAAGAAUCGCACCCGAGAGCAGGAGACCUUGAUUGCCUUGACUGGCUUCAGGACAUGUUUGGAUUUCAGAAAGACAAUGUGGCAAACCAGCGGGAACAUUUAAUUCUAAUGCUCGCAAACGUGCAUAAUCGGUUGCUUCCACGCCCCGAACCAAUGCACAAGCUUGAUGACCGAGCUCUGAAUGCAGUCAUGAACAAACUGUUCAAAAAUUACAAGAGUUGGUGCAAAUUUCUUGGUCGCAAGCAUAAACUCUGGUUACCGCGUAUACAUCAAGAAGAACGACAACGGAAAAUCUUAUACAUGGGUCUGUAUCUUCUUAUAUGGGGAGAAGCUGCCAAUCUUCGAUUCAUGCCGGAAUGCCUCUGUUACAUUUACCACCAUAUGGCCUCUGAGCUGCAUGGGAUGCUUGCCGGUAACGUGAGUAUGGUGACUGGGGACAAUAUGAAGCCAGCCUAUGGUGGGAAGGCAGAAUCUUUUCUGACGUUGGUCGUCACCCCUAUCUAUGACGUCAUCUCCAGGGAGACCUUGAAGAACAAGAAUGGGACUGCACCCCAUUCGGCUUGGCGAAACUACGACGACCUGAAUGAAUACUUCUGGAAAGUGGACUGCUUUUGUUUGGGAUGGCCAAUGAGAACUGAUGCCGAUUUCUUUGUUCCUACUCAACGUUCUUCACAAAGGUCAGAGGAUAGUAACGGGAAGUUCUUUCAAUCAACAAGCAAGUCUUUUUUUGUUGAGAUAAGGACGUUUUGGCACCUUUUCCGAAGCUUCGAUCGCUUGUGGGCCUUCUAUAUCCUCGGCCUUCAGGCCAUGAUAGUCCUUGCUUGGAAUGUUGGACCCAACCUUCAAUAUGCUUUCAAUGGGACAGUGAUCAAGCAGGUUCUGAGCAUUUUCAUAACUGCUUCCAUUCUACGACUUAUUCAAGCAUUUUUGGACCUUUUUAUGGGCUACCAUGCUUUUAGCAGUAUAAAGCUCCUUGGUGUACUUCGACUUAUCUUGAAACUUCUCGUUUCAGCAGCUUGGGUCAUUGUCUUGACUGUCUGUUACGUUCGUACUUGGAAAAACCCUCAGGGGUUAGUAGGUGUAAUUCAGAAGUGGUUUGGGAGUGGUUGGGAAAGUUCCUACCUGUAUAUUGCAGCGGUCGUGGUGUACCUGGUGCCGAACAUAAUAGGUGCUUGUUUCUUUAUGUUUCCUAUGAUUCGUCGGUGGAUAGAGAGUUCCAACUGGCCUAUUGUGCGUGUCUUACUAUGGUGGUCACAGCCGCGUCUGUAUAUUGGACGAGGAAUGCAUGAAAGCCAGUUUGCUCUAAUUGGAUACACUUUCUUUUGGGUCCUAUUGAUCGCUAGCAAGUUUGCGUUCAGUUAUUUUAUCCAGAUCGAGCCUCUUGUAGCUCCUACUAAAGCAAUCAUGCAGCAGACCAAUGUAUCGUACACGUGGCAUGAGUUUUUCCCAAAAGCCCGUAAUAAUCCUGGAGCACUCCUUUCUCUUUGGGCUCCUGUUAUAUUGGUAUAUUUCAUGGAUUCUCAAAUUUGGUAUGCUGUUUAUUCAACUAUUUUUGGUGGGAUUUCGGGUUCUUUUCGCCGACUCGGUGAGAUACGGACUCUAGGUAUGCUGCGGUCUCGUUUCAGUUCAUUGCCCGGAGCCUUCAAUGAAAGCCUUGUUCCUGAUGAGGAUAAUCGGGCUCGCAAGGGGUUCUCCUUUUCUCGAGAUUUUGAAAAGGUUGCCCCACCAACCAACAGAUCGAAAGCUGCUAGAUUUUCUCAGCUAUGGAAUGAAGUUAUCACUAGUUUUCGAGAAGAAGACCUUAUAAGUAACAGGGAAAGAGACUUGAUGCUGGUUCCCUACUCGUCAGAUCCUGAUCUCAAAUUGGUCCAAUGGCCUCCGUUUUUACUUGCUAGCAAGGUUCCAAUCGCUUUACAAAUGGCUAAGCAGGCAGCCGAGACUGGCAGAGCUGCUGACCUUUUAAGAAAGAUCAAGAAUGAUGAGUACAUGAAAUGUGCUGUUGUUGAAUGCUAUGAAUCCUUUAAGCGGGUGUUAAAAAGGCUUAUUGUUGGAGAAGUUGAGAUUAGGGUGAUUGAAGGUUUAUUGGCCGUGGUGGAUGAGAAUGUGGAGAAAGAGACACUUCUUGAUAACUUCAAUCUGGGGGAUUUACCAUUGUUGAGUGUGAAGUUUAUCGAGCUUCUUGAGUUACUUGAGAAGGACUACGCAGGUCAAGAAGCAAUUGACAAUGCACGUGAUCUUGUCGUUCUCAAACUUCAGGAUAUGUAUGAAGUCGUCACUCGCGACAUGAUGAGUGAGACGAUGAGAGAGAGCUGGGAUACAAGUCAUGGAGCUUUGGCUGGUGGCCAGGGAAGAAAGUCGGAACUCUUUUCGUCGAAGGGUGAUGAACCUGCUAAAGUGUUGUUUCCUCCUCCUCGAAAGGAGGCUUGGAUUGAGCAGAUCAAGCGGCUCCACCUUCUUUUGACUGAAAGAGAAUCUGCGAUGGAUGUGCCCGAAAACCUGGAAGCCCGACGACGAAUUGCCUUUUUUACCAACUCUUUAUUUAUGAACAUGCCCAGAGCGCCCAAGGUUAGAAACAUGUUGUCUUUCAGUGUUCUAACUCCCUAUUAUAAGGAAGAUGUGGUGUACUCGAAGGAGAACUUAAUGAAGGAGAAUGAAGAUGGGAUAUCUGUUCUGUUCUAUCUACAGAAGAUUUAUCCAGAUGAAUGGAAUAACUUUCUUCAGCGCCUUGGUCUUGAGAACUCUGAUGACCCUGAGGCUCAAAUUUUUAGUAGCAACGAUUUGGAAGACAAACUACGAGAGUGGGCCUCUUUCCGUGGACAGACUCUUUCACGUACAGUGCGUGGUAUGAUGUAUUACAGAAGAGCUUUGGAGCUGCAGGCUUUCUUGGAUAUGGCAACUGAUGAUGAGCUGGAGGAUGGGUACAAAAUCCUUACAGAUGCCACUCCUGAACAAAAGAAAAGUCAGCGCUCCACAUGGUCACAAUUGCAAGCUAUAGCCGAUAUGAAGUUCACCUAUGUUGCUGCAUGUCAAAUGUAUGGUGAUCAAAAGCGUCAAGGUCACCAUAGUGCCACCGAAAUAUUGAAACUCAUGCUCAACAAUCCAUCGCUUCGGGUCGCAUAUAUUGACGAGGUGGAAGAACGGCAGAAUGAGAAAACUAGCAAGGUGUAUUACUCCGUUUUGGUUAAGGCUGUGAAUGGAUUGGAUCAAGAGAUUUAUCGGAUCAAGUUGCCUGGUACAGUAAGACUUGGAGAAGGAAAGCCUGAGAACCAGAACCAUGCAGUUAUUUUUACUCGCGGUGAAGGCUUACAAACAAUUGAUAUGAAUCAGGAUAAUUAUCUUGAAGAAGCGUUUAAAAUGCGGAAUCUCCUGCAGGAGUUUCAUGAACCUCAUGGUGUCCGACCACCUACGAUUCUAGGUGUUCGUGAGCACAUCUUUACUGGCAGUGUGUCUUCUCUUGCAUGGUUCAUGUCAAAUCAAGAAACAAGUUUUGUUACUAUAGGUCAACGAGUUCUCGCUAGCCCACUCAAGGUGCGAUUCCAUUAUGGGCACCCUGAUGUGUUUGAUAGGCUUUUUCACAUAACGAGGGGAGGGAUGAGCAAGGCAUCCCGUGUGAUCAACUUGAGUGAAGACAUUUUCGCAGGUUUUAAUUCCAUCUUACGUCGUGGUAAUGUAACCCAUCAUGAGUACAUCCAAGUUGGCAAAGGGCGAGAUGUAGGCUUGAACCAGAUUUCAUUGUUUGAGGCCAAAAUUGCUUGUGGGAAUGGCGAGCAAGCUCUCAGUAGAGAUAUCUAUCGCUUGGGGCAUCGAUUCGAUUUCUUCCGUAUGCUGUCAUGCUAUUUUACUACUGUUGGUUACUACUUCAGUACCAUGAUUGUAGUACUUACAGUGUACAUCUUCCUGUACGGCCGAAUCUAUCUCGCUCUGAGCGGAGUGGACGACUCUCUUGUUCAUACUGCAAAUAAUAAAGCCCUCACUGCAGCGUUGGCUUCGCAAUCCCUUGUCCAGCUUGGGCUGCUUAUGGCUUUGCCAAUGGUGAUGGAGAUAGGUCUGGAAAGGGGAUUUCGCACUGCAUUGAGCGAUUUUCUCACCAUGCAACUCCAGCUUGCAUCCGUAUUCUUUACAUUUUCUUUGGGAACAAAAACUCAUUACUUUGGUCGCACAAUUCUGCAUGGUGGUGCAAAGUACCGCGCUACUGGGCGAGGAUUUGUCGUAAGACAUGAGCGGUUUGCUGACAACUACCGACUAUAUUCUCGAUCGCAUUUUACGAAAGCAAUCGAGCUUUUCCUGCUACUCAUUGUGUACACGUUAUAUGUUACCAAAUCUGCGAAAGGGGCUGUAACUUAUAUAUUGAUCACGGUUUCUAUGUGGUUUUUAGUCGCAAGUUGGCUGUUCGCGCCAUUUCUGUUCAAUCCAUCAGGAUUCGAGUGGCAGAAGAUUGUGGAGGAUUGGGAUGAUUGGAACAAAUGGAUGAGUAACAGAGGUGGUAUUGGAGUGGAAGGCAGCAAGAGUUGGGAGUCUUGGUGGGAUGAGGAACAAGAACACCUGAAUUAUACUGGGUUUUUUGGCCGUUUGGUUGAGAGCAUACUAUCCUUCCGGUUCUUUUUAUAUCAAUAUGGGAUCGUCUACCAUCUGAACAUAGCCCGGUCUUCAAACAACCUAAGCAUAAGUGUGUAUGGCCUCUCAUGGCUUGUCAUUGUGGCGGUUCUAGCCAUACUUAAGAUCGUCUCAAUGGGAAGAGAUAAGUUUAGUGCAGACUUCCAGCUUAUGUUUCGACUUCUGAAGGCUUUGGUCUUCAUUGGAUCUGUAUCAGUCAUUGCCAUUCUACACGUGAAAAAUCUCACUGUUGGUGACCUUUUCGCCAGCAUUUUAGCAUUCAUACCCACUGGUUGGGCUCUGAUACAGAUUGCGGUAGCAUGCAAGCCAGUGGUGAUCAAUUUAGGGUUCUGGAAGUCGGUGAAGUCGCUUGCUCGCGGCUACGAGUACAUGAUGGGGAUCUUGUUGUUCACACCCAUUGCUGUUCUUUCAUGGUUUCCAUUUGUGUCGGAAUUCCAGACACGGCUACUUUUCAAUCAAGCUUUCAGUCGAGGACUUCAAAUUUCGAGAAUUCUAGCUGGCAGGAAGAAGCUGUAACUCUGAACUUUUUUGUGACUUAAUAUGUAGCGAACUACAGUUAAGUUACUGAGAGGAGACCAGAUUGUCUCGAUUGAAGUAAUGCUCAGAUACUUGGGAUCGAGUUACUCGUACUUGUAUAAAUUACUUAGGCUAUACGCGAGGGUAAAUUUGUUCAACAGGAUGCAAAUACUUUGAGCACAUUCCAAUUUUGCGAGAAUGUGUUCUGAUACUUCCUCGUUUGAGGUGGGAUAAUUUGAUCUCAAUUUUGUAUGAAAUUCGUACCUAGGUAUGCCAUUGAGAUUUUCGUUC
Molecule: messenger RNA, 6504 nt
Organism: Physcomitrium patens
Lineage: Eukaryota; Viridiplantae; Streptophyta; Bryopsida; Funariales; Funariaceae
Product: callose synthase 5
Biological process (GO): (1->3)-beta-D-glucan biosynthetic process
Cellular component (GO): 1,3-beta-D-glucan synthase complex; plasma membrane
Molecular function (GO): 1,3-beta-D-glucan synthase activity
Source: RefSeq, a predicted model, not a curated record